Messenger RNA from Pomacea canaliculata, 6143 nucleotides. RefSeq lists its product as uncharacterized. The coding region runs from base 4685 to 5554 and encodes 289 amino acids. Gene Ontology annotation, molecular function: protein binding. The record is from RefSeq and is a predicted model, not a curated record. The transcript is spliced from 7 exons. NCBI's taxonomy places the organism in Eukaryota, Metazoa, Mollusca, Gastropoda, Architaenioglossa, Ampullariidae.
GGACAUCUUUCCUCACAAACAUUACCCUGAAUAAUUUAUCACCUGUCAAAUUACCAGAAAAACAGGGUAACUUGGAAAUAAAGGUUUGUAAACUGAAAAUGGAUACGUAAAAAGUAGCGCAGAGCUGGGAGUAGAUCCUGGUCGUAAAGUCGGGGACUAGACAGCUCGCCUUGUUACACCUCAGCAGCAACAUCACGUGAUCCAUCCCGCCGAGAGCGCUGGUAGUGACGGCACGUGAGCGCGUGAGAGAGAGGGAGCGCUGCACGAACGAAGUGGCGCAGCAUGAAAUGUCGACAGGAGCACGGCACCCGUGGAUGCUCCUCUACAUCGCAUAGCACGUGCGUGCGUGCGUUCAUGCAUGCGUGAGUGUGUGGCUUGCGCGAGACGACUCCCCACCCCACCUACCCCACGUACCCCACCAUGCGCACGCACGCACGCACGCACGCUGUGUUUUGCAGUCGCAAGAUGACAAAGCGUCGCUCCGCGGCGUCAGGACAAAAGGAGAGAGAGAGAGAAAAAAAAACUUUCCGCGACGCGAGGCCGUGUGCGACACGUCAGCCGCAACACGACGCGUCACUUUUGCUGUGCAGCGGAGCCUGCGCUGUGCUCGGUCUGGCAGCAACAAGUUGCAUGACGACUGGCGGCGAGCGGUGAGCAGUGUGUGUUCAUGACGUGUUGUUGGUGCUUCCACUGUACUCCCCGAGCUCUCUCGACGAGAUUUGCCGAGAUUUACAGGGAUUUUCUGAGAUCUCCGAGAUCUCCUGAUGGUCUUUCUCCAGAGUGAGAUUUUUUUCUGGACUUCAUCAACUGACAGCCUCGAGACAUGCCGCGAAGAGUAGCAGGAACUGAGUGAAACUGGUUGAAACUGUCGAGUUUCAAAUUGUUGGAUGACGACGAUGACGAUGUUUGUCGCCCCGUACGUUCUACCUGUUCAACUUUCUACCUCCAUCUUCUCCUGUCUGAACUGGAAUCACUAAAUCCAGCUGUGCCUGCGUGCAAAACUCAAACCAGAAACAAAUGUUUUAUAACAUCUUAAACUCCGAAGAAGGUCGAGGUUAAUGAUUCAACUUUCCAAUUUGACUGAGAAGGGCGGAUGGGCUCGCACUCGUCUGUUGUAAAUUUAAACACAUCGCCAUCAGAAACCUGCGUCGCUUCUUUACCAGGAAUCAGCUACUGGAACUAUCGUCUGGCAAAGAUGGAGCAACAGGGAGGGCUGUCUACAGACUGACCAGAUGACUAGGCUUUGGCAGACAUUCACAAGCCAAGGUAAACUUUUCAUCUCCGCGAGAGCUCGUUAGCAGCGAGAUGACAAUUGACUGUCAUCGUGUGAUUUGGAGGUAGUCAGCAGUACAUUUACGAGGGCACAGUGUAUGUCAAGGAUUAUGAGUCUGAAAGAGGCUGAGGAGUAAUUGGAAUUAACCAUUCUAGAACACAUGGAGCAUCUUUCAUGGUGGAACUGUGGGUAGUUCUACUUUUUACCCCCCAACAGGUAAAUAAGUACGGAAAAAGUCUUUGGAGAGGAGGCUAUGAUAUUUUCAGUACUUCGAUGUGAAUGAUUUUUGUCUUAUUGAGCUACACAGAAAAAAAACCAAGAUUGACUCAUCCCCUUCUACAAUAAAUUAGAAAUGGCAUUCUACGACAGAUGGAUUGUGCCUCAUCUUAGUUUGAGGUGAGAAAACAAAUAUUAUACUCAUUCGUUUCAUCGUGUUCUGAUUUGAUUCAGCACGACAAGGUGUAGAUGUAACUUUUAACAUUUCAUCAACUUGUCACACAACCAACAAAACCAACAGUUGACAGAAACUUGCAUGAGCUGUAGUUCUGUCAAAACGUUUCUUCUAAACUACAGACAGUUGACAGCGAUACUUUAUCUCUGUAAAUACGACAUCGAUCAUAUUUUCCUCGUCAUCUUCUUUGUAAUUUCUUAAAACAUUCAAGACAGAUAACCCGAACACAGAAGCUCAGCUUCGCCGAAGAUGGACGAGCCCCGGGCUUUAAGAGACCAUUUCCAGAGGAUUUUGUGAUGUCACUGUGACACUUUAUCAAAGCCAGGAUCACAGAUGUUUCUUCCCUGCCAAGCUUCGGCUUCACCUCUUCUGACCAACUGUCCUAAGCGAAUCUUUGGAAACAAACAAAGUAUUUUGUUUGCUGUCGGAUUUUACGGCUAGAUUGCAAGUUUUACAUUUUCCUGAUGGCAUCCUCAUCAAAGAAUUGAAAUAUUGUUCUCUGAACUCGUGUCUGUCGGAAAAGAGAAACCACAUCCAUAUGUAUGAAACGAAGUGUUGUUAGACAAUGAAAUAUUACAGUCACUGGUUACGAUUUUUGGAUAAUCCAAUGUGUGGUUUUAUAUUCAGUCCGUGACAUCGCAUGUCCUCGCCAUUUUCACCUGACAGAAGGGGAGGAUAAAAAAUAUCCCCAAAACAAACAACAACAACCGGAAAUGGACGAGCGGAAAAACAGGAUGUGAAUGCGGGCCUGUGCCACCCGCUUUCUAUGUAACUACAGAAUCAUUUCCAGUCAGGGCUUUAUUUUUUUUUUCAUGAGAAAAAGCAUCUCUGUCAACGUUGCAUCCCUACGUCGUUUUCUGACUCAAGAACGUAUUGCAAGCCUCGUUUCCAUCUUCAAACCUACCUGCGCAGUUCUUGGUCACGUGGAAAUGCAAUUAGGAUGAAUUACAUCGUCUGCUUCACAGCGUGCACAGCAGAAGUGACUUCUUCCUAAUUUUAUUGAUAUGUAAUGAGACUUUUCCUAAGAAACAGAGAUUGACAUUUUCAUUUCCAGUCCAGGUUUUGUUCUGUCUUCGCUCGUCGAGCUUCAGGUAUCAACGAACCUGUUUUCUCUUCUUCUGGCGUAGGUCAGUGUGACACAGGUAUUCCGUCUGUCUUGUCAGACAUUUAAAAAACUGCGAUCCGUUUUAUGACGAGCUUUGCCCGUGGAUCUCGUCAGUUAAAAAAAACAAGCAAGAAGAACAAAAAUCUCCGAUCCGUUCGUGGUCUUAUCAGUGGCUGUUGCACAAGAUCGCGGUGGCUCAAUGUGACAGAGAUAUCACGACUGUCUCGUCAGACAUUGAAAAAGUUUCGAUCAGUUUCCAAGACAUCCUCAACGUUGGAAGAAAGCACUGAUCCAUCUUUUUCGUGGGUUUGCCAGGUUCAAGAUAAUAGAAAGACCUUACUGCCAGAAACGUGAGCCACAGGCUCAAGACAAUAGGUCCAGACCUUGCAUUAGAAACUUGAGUCAAGGAUUCAAGAUAACAAGAGAACAUGGUGACCUUACUUUAGAAAUGAAAGCGACAGGCUCGAGAUAAUAAGGAGACCUUAGGUUAGAAACUUGCAAAGCAGGCUCAGUAGGACAUGGAGACCUUCCAAACGAGGGCGACAGGAACUUGACAAUAAGAGGACAAAGAGAAGGGCUCAGUAUGACAAUAGGAGACUUUAGGUAGAAACCCUAGUAACAGGCUAAGUAGGGAACAUAGACAUCUCUGACCCUGAGAAACGCCUCACAAGGACCAGACAAGAAGCUCAAGACAACAAGGUGGAAAGCUGAUUUAAGAAACACAAACCAUUCUUUUCAAAAACAAGUGGAUGCUUCAAUCCCGACACCUUCAAGGAUCGAUGAAGUACGUGGACAGACUGAACAACAUCUUGUUAUGCUCUCCCUGCUUGCACCUCUCAGACUUUAUUUAUUUUUUUUUUUUUAGUCCUUCUGACUUCUUCGUCAUCCUUGUUUAACAUUGCUCAAAUAUCGCACUUCAUCUACAGACAUCCAGUCGCUUACUGAAGGCAAAAACAAGUUAAUCUUUUGCUUUAUCCAAUCCACGCUUCUGCUACGAGCCUGCCCGACAGCAGGGGAGAGAAAUGGCAGUGCCUAGUCCGGACAGAUAAAGUGCCAAAUUUGAAAUUCAUGCACCCAGCCAGACAGAUAUACCUCCGAUAUGAAGAUGGCCAUCGAUUUGCCUUUUGGCUAAGCAUUAGCGUUCUGGAAACACUUUGCGUUUGUCUACAGUAAUGACAAGCGGCCACCAAUCAUUCACAGGAGAGACUGAAGGACAACAACGGUAAGACAAACUUUUCCUUUUCAUGGGCGGUCACACUUCUUCAACAAAGCAUUGCUGUCAGAGGUCCGGGGACGAACUAUUUUUUGUCGCCUUUCUUUCACUCCAGUGAAAGGAAGAAAAGGACAAAGAACCUUUGGACAUGGUGGUUGCAAUUAAUAAAUUAAUCACUUAAUCAUUGGCAAUUAUUAUUAGGAGAGAAGACCGUCAAGAAAAUUCGAGCGUUCGAGAAACUUCAGGAAACUUCUUCGGAGGAAUAAGUGUUACUGGCAGGCGUUUGAUGUCAGCAACUUUUUUCUCUAACGUGUUUUUUUCCAGUUGUUUAUAUAUGUCCUCAUUUACAUUUAUGCCACGCUUGAAUGAAUUUACUGCUACACUCGCACCUUUACUUCGUUAUGGGUGAGAUGACCAUACUUAGACCUUUCUUAUGAAAGUAAUAAAAACAAAUAAAUACCAAAACAGCGGAUGAGAGCUGAUGACGAACAGAUGCCAGGCAACAAGACCAAGAUAUUUCUUGAAGGAUUCUGGGAUAUCGGGACAUGCUAAGGGGGACUUAACUUCCGUCGUCAAGAGGUUUUCAUCGCUGACGCCAGCUGUUGGGAAGUGUGAGGCAGGGGACAGGAUACCGCUGCGACAAUGAGGCCACCAAGACUGCUGCUGCAACAGCGUGGUCGUCUGCUGCCCUGCAUGGCUGUCGUCACCUUGUCUCAUCUUCUUCUCACGGCACCGAGAGGAUGCCUUGCAGAAACCGAGCACUACAGCAUGUCCGGGGAUGUCUGCCAUUCGUAUCUCCGCAACAAAGAGGCCAUAGAACUGAGGGGCUUUGGUGGAGCCAAAACCUUUGCCUCCGCAGAAGUGUGUGAUGUCACCGUGACCACAGCCUAUCAUGCACGGUGGAUGGUCCAUGUCCAGAGGGCUUUCAUCAUGGACUGCCGAGUCAAAGUCGCUGUUUAUGACACCACCAUCGGCGACAUCCGACUACAGCCAGUCUUGGAGAUCGGGUGUGCCAGUCGUGACCCCGGCAUCAUUCGCCUGAACACGUCGGUGGUCACCGUCCGUCUCCACCAUCGCAAUGCCUCCGACUACAACUUCAACAUCGUCCUGUCUGCUCGCAGCACAAGAACGGUGUGUCCGUGGUUCCUGUGUGCCAGCGGAGACUGUGUUCCUCAGUCACUGAUGUGUGACGGCACCGACAACUGUUUCGACUACAGCGACGAGGCCACCAACGGCACGGCUCAUUGCAGCGACUACUGGCCAUUCAAAGGAGAAAACUGGGGGGUGCUGGCCUCUGUACUGGGGGCGGGUGGGGUGCUGGGUGUCACGGCCUUCUGUUGCCGCCACCUGCGGAAACGUCGAGAUUCGUUUGAUGAGUUGUAUGACCUUAACGAGGGUCCUUAUGUCCACAAAUAUGCUUAUCGCUACGCCGUCAUCCGUCAGCCGCAGCGCUGCAACAAGAACAUCCACACCCGACACGACAGGGACAGCGACAGGGGGGCUGUAGGCUAGCUCCUUGUCCUGCCUUCCCAGGAAGAACCACAACCGGAUGCUGCCUUCUGAAUCCAGGAAGCUCGAAGACUUUUAAAUCUUCAAAGUUCAAAGACAAGGCGCUGUGCUAACGGUAGAGAGGACUAUGGCCUGAAAGGAAUCUUACAGGGCUGAGAGCUCGACAAAGGCUGUAAUGUGAGAAGUUGAUGUAUUAUCAGCCAAGAGUGAUGGUUCCCCAAAGAUUUGUGAUUCAGACGCCGACAACCACCUUCUCCCACAAAAAAAAAAAAAAAUGCAGACACCAUCGAAGAGCGACGGUUAAGAUGUGACUUGAAAAACUUGACAUAAGAAUACUUAUUAUUCCUUUUACAUCUACUUUUGACGAAAGAAUGCCGUUUCUUCCUCUUUUUAGUGGCUCGAUAAAGUCAGACCCAGACGAUGGGAGUUAGUAUUAGUAACAUCCCGUGUAGUAUUACAAUUGAUUCGAGAAUGAUUUUCAUACAGGAUACACAAAACAAUAAAAUUCUGUUGGAUGACAUUCAAGAAUUAUGACCAUGCGCUAUUGUUAUUGUUAUAUAGCUUAUUUCCAUACUCUAUUACUAAGCAAAAA